Molecule: messenger RNA, 3010 nt
Organism: Nylanderia fulva
Lineage: Eukaryota; Metazoa; Arthropoda; Insecta; Hymenoptera; Formicidae
Source: RefSeq, a predicted model, not a curated record
UUAUAAAAUAAAUGCCUAUUUGUUAACUUAAUUUUCACUAUUUAUUGCGACAUUUCGAGAAUUACAGACUUAUUUGAAAAAACACGAUUCAAGUUAACGCAAUACAUGCUUUCUUUUCUUAUAGAUUAUAUAAUUAUACAUAACAAAAUAAAAAAAACAAUAAGCACAGUGAAAAUGCUUGCUUUCUUCAUCUGGAAUGCGAAUCAAGCGAGUAUGGGAUAUUGUCGGCAGAGACAUGGAUAUAAAUAUGUCAGCAUAAAUAUCAUUAAAAUAAUAAAAGAUUUUCACUAAGUGUUACAAAAAUGUCAGAAUACUCACCAUUCCUUAUUGUCAUUAUAUCGCUUGGUUUACAAAUCUGAUAGACGAAGGUUUGUAUCCUUUUCGUUGCGUUUAAUGUUCAGUACCGCAGAGAUGGAUAAGCAAAUGGUAAUAAUUAGACAGACAGUUCUGAUCCCGUGAAAAUACAACAGAUACGGCACUGUAUUUGUAAGAAUGAUAUAACAAAAUUACAUACUGUUUCAGACAUAUUUAAAAUGCGUAGCAUUAAUAGAGUUACCUGAAACGUACCUUAACCAUGAUACCAGCACUGACGUAACAGUACCUCGUCAGUGGUAUAGUAGACGGACAGCUUCUUGCAAAGCUAUCGACGAAUCGUCGUGCUCGGUAGUCUCAGCUUCUCUCCCGCGCAGAAACAUGUAUCUUGUGCAUUCUUCUAACGAGAAAAAGUCGAAUACAGUAAUGGUGCUAAAAUCAAAUCGACAUUUUGAGAUUUUGCUGAAAAACAAAAUAAGAUAAUUUUAUUUUAUUAAAUUUUGCAUUUGACACAUUUUAUUGCAAUUAAUAGAAAAGCAAAGGUGUGCAUUAAUUUAAUGUGAUAUGUUUUAAUUAUUGCAAACUAAAAACUUACAUGAGAAAUUAUAUGAACACUAAAUUUGAUUAUCUAAUUAUUCAUAACUAUAUUCUUAUGUGAAAUAAUGAGUGGAAAAAAGUUUGCAUUUGUGUGUUCCGUGCUUCUCUUCGUUAUUUCGGUAUCGAAAUCGCAGCAAAGUUUUACCAACAGAGAUGAUAAUUUGACGAUGCAAUACGAGAUAAUAACAUUCCGACAUGAUUUGCAUAUAAAUUUGAUGAUCAAUACACAAAAUGACAAAAUGCAGCAUGAAUUUCAUAUGAAUAAUAAACGCGAGGAUAAUGAUUUGAUUCAACAUAAACGUUACAAGCAUUCUAUGCAGAAUAAAGAUGAUGAGCAAAAAUCGAUGAAAUCUAACACAAAUUCGACAUAUGUCAAUCAUAAAAGAAAUUUCACGGCUCAGGAAGUUUAUGAAAAUGUAAUUGAAAAGAAUGAUUCCAUGUCACUUGAAGUUCUCAAAAAUUUUAGCAAAGAUGCUAACAGAACUAACAUCGUCCCUAACGAAAUGUGUUAUAAUGAUACUUGCAUUCGGCUCUGCUGUUCUCUUGGCGAUCGUCUGUUUGAUGAAUGCAUUCCUGAUGAAAUUGAAUACAUUUUUCCAAAAGUAUACACGAACGAUUCGACGCAGAGCGAAAAGAGAAUAAACGAAUUGUUUGAUCUGGCCAUUUAUGAUUCGUGCCAGGAUAAUCACUUCUCGGGAAUUCUGCUUCUCGAAGGUUUUCAGUACGAUUAUAAGAUUUUUACCAACGGUUCUAUAUAUUUACCUUAUUAUGAAAUAUUUGUUGAAUCGUCAUCAUAUUGUCUCGCCGUCGUCAAUUGGGGUUGAAUUCCAAGUGAUCUUCUGUUCCAAAACUUAUCACAAGAUCAUGGAGAUAAUUGAUAAUACGAGUAAGCCUUUGAAUUCUGACAAAGAAAUUAUGCACAUAAAUGCCGAUAUAGUAUCUAUAUUACUUUUGGGGUCAAUUAUUUUGGUGUAUUCCAUAUUGCCAGAACUCCGAAAUAAACACGGCUUUAUGUUGCGCAAUUAUAGCGGUGCCGUGUUUGGUGCAUACGGAAUUGACCUGGUGUAUUUUUUUAUCAAAUCGGAUAUACAGUAUCCCGUCUGCGUUACAAUAGCCUUUUUAAAAUACUUUUGCAAUAUGGCGAGUUUCUUUUGGUUAAAUAUAAUGAGCUUUGAUAUGUGGUGCACAUUCAGAGGAUUCAGUUCGUUACGAAGAAACGUCAGACAACAAGAAAAAAGAAAGUUGAUAUAUUAUACGAUCUUUGCGUGGGGAUGUCCCUUUAUGCUUGCUAUUUUAUGUGUCAACAUGGAUAUUCUUUCUGCGUAUGUAAAUGUACCACCGAUUUUGCGACCGAAAUUUUAUUUGAAUUGCUGGUUUACUGAGAUUGGUUCGUAUUUGUUGUAUUUUCAUGGCCUCAGUAGUAUGUGCGUAAUUAGUAGCAUUUGUUUAUCUAUUUAUACGGCAUUAAAAAUUCAGCGUUUUAAAAAGGAAUCGAGUCCUUGUCUGAAAGAUUCGAAAUAUAAAUGCUUUAACGAUAAUAAAAAAUGGUUUAAUCUAUAUCUGCAGCUAUUCAUCGUGCUAUUUAUCUUAAUGGGCAUAGAAUGGCUAAUGAUAACAGCGUUAUUAGCUGACAUUGUAUCAAUUUACUACAUUUCAUGGUAUGAUACUAAUUUCGUGGCUAUUAUGCAGAGUCUAUGCGUCUUUAUCAUAUUUGUGUGUAAAAAAAGGAUCAAGCGUAUAUUAUUCAAGCGAUUCGGCUUCGGUUUGUCGCCAAAUGCUUGACACGGAUGGAAUGCAACAUUUUCGAGCAUUAUUACCACGUCAAAAGAAAUAGUCAUACAGGAGAAGAUGAAUUUUUCCGGACGAGCAAGUCACACUGAUUUAACCGAUGUAAUUUAACUGAUUUAACCGAUUUAAUUUUUAUUUGAAAAUAGAAAUCAUGUUUUUUUAUGUUGUUCUUUAUAGUUAAGAUCAAUAAUUAUAAUUCACACAUAUUUUUGAAUUUUGUAGCAAAAGCAUAUUAUUUUGUCUCGUUUCUUUUUCAAAUUUAAAUGAGAUUAUGUUACAUUCCUUUGCAUAAUUAUUUAUAAUAUUGUUAAUU